CGCGGUAGCAGCGGGAUCUUCCGCGGCAGUUCCUUCCACAAGCUCACUCAACCGGCCGCGGCCCCCGAUUAUUUGCUCGACAAGUCCCCGAGACGAGACGGGUGUGAAAUGUCAUGUAAUGAUCUUACCUGCAAUAAACUGAUCGGGUUUCAGUCCGAAGCGCCGCACGUCACCAGCAGCUGAUCGGGAGAUGUGGAUUCCUCGGUAUAACCGCUCCUUACACAACCCAAGGAGACUCUGAGCACUUCGCUUAACUCCACGCUGUUGGAUUUCUGUUGAACUUUAUUGGAAUUUACUUUCGUUCGAGCCAAAAAAAAGCUGUUUUGCUGGGGAGAUCGAGCGAUAUAAAUCAAAGGGCUACAGAAUGAGAAGAUGGCGUGUUUCCUCAAGCAUCCGGGACCUGACAGUUUACGCCGAUUCACCCGAGAGUCUUUGGAUGAAAUCGAGAAAAGAAUUGCGAAGGAAAAAGCUGAAACGGCAACAAAACCUGUUGUAGAAGAGGAAGUCAAGGAAAUCAAACCCAAAGGAAGCCUUGAGGCUGGCAAGGCCCUGCCAUUUAUCUAUGGAGAUAUUCCUCCAAAGUUAGUCGGAGAUCCUCUGGAAGAACUAGAUCCCUUCUAUGCCUCAAAGCGAACAUUCAUCGUCCUAACCAAGGGGAAGACCAUCUUUAGAUUCUCAACGACACCUGCAAUGUACUUGCUUAGUCCCUUUAACCUCCUGAGGAGAAUUGCCAUUAAAGUUCUAAUUCAUUCAUUAUUUAGCUUGUUCAUCAUGUUUACCAUUCUAGCUAACUGCGUCUUCAUGACAAUGAGCGACCCAAAACCCUGGACUAAAAAUGUAGAGUACGCCUUCACUGGGAUCUACACCUUUGAAUCAAUGAUAAAGAUCUUUGCCCGAGGAUUUGUAAUUGAUUCCUUCACCUUCCUCCGAGACCCUUGGAACUGGCUGGAUUUCAGUGUCAUCACAAUGGCAUACCUAACUGAAUUUGUGGAUUUGGGUAACGUCUCUGCUUUAAGAACCUUUCGUGUUCUGCGGGCACUGAAAACCAUCACAGUUAUUCCAGGAUUAAAAACCAUUGUUGGAGCUCUGAUCCAAUCGGUGAAGAAAUUAGCGGACGUGAUGAUUCUGACCGUUUUCUGUUUAAGUGUGUUUGCACUUAUUGGUCUCCAGCUGUUUAUGGGAAAUUUGAAACAGAAAUGUGUGAUAUGGCCUCCAUCAGGCAAAUUAUUUUACAAUAAUACCUUCAUCGAGGACGGGUCAGGGAUGGACAAUGAUACCCUGAUUGGUAACCACAGUGGCAGUUUUAAUGCCUACAUUAAUACUAAAGGUAAUCAGUACUUCCUUGAAGGUUCUCUUGAUGCUCUGCUAUGUGGGAAUAGCUCAGAUGCUGGGAAAUGUCCCGAUGGUUACAUGUGCAUGAAAGCUGGGAGAAACCCUAACUAUGACUACACCAGUUACGAUACGUUUGGUUGGGCAUUUCUGUCACUUUUUCGACUAAUGACGCAGGACUUCUGGGAAAAUCUAUUCCAAUUGACCCUGCGUGCUGCUGGGAAAACCUACAUGAUCUUCUUUGUGAUCAUCAUUUUCAUCGGGUCGUUUUACCUGAUCAACUUAAUUCUGGCUGUCGUGGCGAUGGCUUAUGCCGAACAAAAUGAAGCCACCCUCCGGGAGGCUGAGGAAAAGGAGAAGGAAUUUCAAGAGAUUAUGGAAAGCAUAAAGAAACACCAGGAAGAGCAAGAAGCUCAGCUACAAGCUGCCAAAGACCAGGUGGGCAGCCAAUACUCACUGGCGAGUGAUGGAGUACGGAAGAAAGACGACGCCCUCAAUGGCACUAUCGAGGAUGGGCACGGCCUGGGAGAUGGAGGAGAGAGUCAGCGAGACUCACUCACUGUCCCGUUCACCAAGUCAACCGUAUCCAUUACAGUGAAUGGAGUUGUUUCACAAGAUGGCGAAAAUGGCACGACGCCUAACGGCAGGGUUAUGCCACCCACUGACACAAAUAAAGUAGACUAUAGUGUAUCUGUGAGGGAUAGUGAUGACGAGAUCUCUGGAUCGAAACGUACCUCCAUAUUUCUCGAAGAGCCAGCGUCCUCAAAGAAAACUGGGAGUGUGGUCAGUGUGCACAGCACUGUCACACUCAAUGAGCUGGAGGAGGCACAUCAGAAAUGCCCUCCGUGGUGGUACAGAUUUGCCAACAGAUUUCUAAUCUGGGAUUGCUGUCCUCUUUGGGUGAAGGUUAAGGAGAUCUUGAAAAUUAUUGUGAUGGACCCAUUUGUGGAUCUGGGGAUCACAAUAUGCAUUGUGCUGAACACUCUCUUUAUGGCUAUGGAGCACUACCCCAUGACAGAGAGCUUUGAAAACAUGCUGUCUGUGGGGAAUCUGGUAUUCACAGGGAUCUUCACUGCUGAAAUGGUGUUCAAACUACUCGCUCUGGAUCCUUACUAUUACUUUCAAGUGGGCUGGAACAUAUUUGACAGUAUCAUCGUGUCCCUCAGCUUGGUUGAGCUUGGACUGGCGAACGUACAAGGAUUGUCAGUGCUGCGUUCAUUCAGAUUGUUGCGGGUUUUCAAGCUUGCCAAGUCUUGGCCAACUCUGAACAUGCUGAUAAAGAUCAUCGGUAACUCCGUGGGAGCACUGGGGAACCUGACGCUGGUCCUAGCUAUCAUUGUCUUCAUUUUCGCCGUGGUUGGGAUGCAGCUCUUUGGCAAGAUGUACAAGCAAUGCGUCUGCAAGAUUUCGGUUGAUUGUUCACUUCCCCGCUGGCACAUGUUCGACUUCUUCCAUUCGUUUCUCAUCGUGUUCCGCAUCCUCUGCGGGGAAUGGAUCGAGACAAUGUGGAGCUGCAUGGAGGUGGCCGGGCGGCCAAUGUGCCUCAUCGUCUUCAUGAUGGUCAUGGUGAUUGGUAACCUGGUGGUGCUUAACCUCUUCCUGGCCUUGCUGUUAAGUUCCUUCAGCGCUGAUAACCUCUCAGCAUCCGAUGACGACAAUGAGAUGAAUAACCUACAAAUUGCAAUCAACAGAAUUACCAGAGGCAUAGACUUUGUCAAAGGUUUUUUUCUCGGCAUAUUACGAAGGAAAAAAAAUGUCCAUGAAGAUAAACAAUUGGAGGACUUUUCUCCGUCUAAAGACGGGAUUCUUGAUUUUAACCACACGGACUCAGAGAGUAAAAAGGAUGAGAUGUCUAAGCUUGAUGGGGUUAAGCUGAAGAAAGGGGUGCACCAAGAUGGCAUCCUAGCCAACACACACCUGACUGUUAGAGUCCCCAUUGCUGAAGGUGAAUCUGAUACUGAAUAUGAUGAACAAAGCUCUGAUGCAGACACCGAGGAUGCCAGCAUGGUUCUCGAACAGUUAAAAGUGAACAUUGAUUCUUCUCAGUGCAGUACUGUCGAUUUGAAAGUUGAAGAAGAGGGGGUGGACAUUAAAGAAGAGGUUCCCGAAGCCGAUGAGCCGGUGGAGUGUUUAACGGAAGGCUGUUUGAGAACAUGCCCUUGCCUGGAACUUGAUGUAACGAGUGAACGGGGGAAGAUGUGGUGGAACUUGAGGAAAACCUGUUUCAAGAUUGUGGAGCACAACUGGUUUGAAUCAUUCAUCAUCUUCAUGAUCUUGCUCAGUAGUGGUGCUCUGGCUUUUGAAGACAUCUACAUAGAAGACAGGAAGACAAUUAAGAUACUGCUUGAAUAUCUUGACCAAGUAUUUACAUACGUCUUUGUGGUGGAAAUGUUACUCAAAUGGACUGCUUAUGGAUUCAAAACAUACUUCACCAAUGCAUGGUGUUGGCUUGACUUUAUGAUUGUUGACGUGUCGUUGAUCAGCCUGGCUGCAAAGAUCCUUGGUUAUGAUCAAUUAGGACCCAUCAAGUCCCUCCGGACUCUGAGAGCCCUGAGACCACUCAGAGCUUUGUCUCGCUUUGAGGGGAUGCGGGUGGUCGUGAAUGCAUUGGUCGGAGCUAUUCCAUCCAUUAUGAAUGUGCUGCUGGUUUGCCUUAUCUUCUGGCUGAUUUUCAGUAUCAUGGGAGUGAACUUGUUUGCCGGGAAGUAUUUCAAAUGUAUAAACACCACAGACUCUAAAAUGUUCCCUAUUGAUGUAAUAAAUAACAAAACGGAUUGUGAAAAUCACAUUUCAAUGUAUCCCGAUGAAGUCCGAUGGGUCAAUGUUAAGGUGAACUUUGACAAUGUUGGUCAGGGGUACCUAUCCUUGCUGCAAGUGGCAACCUUUAAAGGCUGGAUGGACAUAAUGUAUGCUGCUGUUGACUCUCGAGAUGUGACGCAACAGCCAUCCUAUGAAAUUAACCUCUACAUGUACAUGUACUUUGUCAUCUUCAUCAUCUUCGGGGCAUUCUUCACCCUCAACCUCUUCAUUGGUGUAAUUAUUGACAACUUUAACCAACAAAAGAAAAAGUUUGGAGGGAAAGAUAUAUUCAUGACUGAAGAACAGAAGAAAUAUUACAACGCCAUGAAGAAACUUGGCUCGAAGAAACCACAAAAGCCCAUCCCAAGACCAAAUAAUAAAUGUCAAGGAGCCUUCUAUGAUUUGGUCAGCAAUCAAGCCUUUGAUAUAUUUAUUAUGAUUCUCAUCUGCCUCAACAUGGUGACGAUGAUGGUGGAAACUGACGAGCAAAGCAAAGAAGCAGAAUUUAUUCUACACAGGGUCAACCUGGUGUUUAUUGUUGUGUUUACCAGUGAAUGCAUUCUCAAGAUCAUUGGCCUGAGAUACUACUUCUUCACCAUCGGAUGGAAUAUUUUUGAUUUUGUGGUGGUGAUUCUUUCUGUCGUAGGUAUUAUGCUGGCAGAUAUCAUAGAGAAGUACUUUGUAUCACCUACCCUGUUCAGAGUUAUUAGGUUGGCCAGAAUCGGUCGUGUCCUUCGACUUAUCAAAGGAGCAAAAGGAAUUCGAACUCUACUGUUCGCCUUGAUGAUGUCUCUGCCAGCUUUGUUCAACAUUGGGCUUUUACUCUUUCUGGUUAUGUUCAUCUACUCCAUAUUUGGGAUGUCUAACUUUGCCUACGUGAAGAAAGAAGGGGGCAUCGACGACAUGUUCAACUUUGAAACGUUUGGCAACAGCAUGAUUUGCUUGUUCAUGAUUACCACAUCGGCAGGCUGGGAUGGGCUGCUUCUUCCCAUCAUGAACAGCAGUCCCCCCGACUGCGACCCCGAUGCGUACAACCCAGGCACCACCGUAACGGGGAACUGCGGCAAUCCAUUGAUGGGGGUCAUCUUCUUUGUCAGCUACAUCAUCGUCUCCUUCCUGAUUGUGGUGAACAUGUACAUCGCCAUCAUCCUGGAGAACUUUAACGUGGCAACUGAGGAGAGUGCUGAGCCUCUGUGCGAGGAUGACUUUGAAAUGUUCUACGAGGUCUGGGAAAAGUUUGAUCCGGAAGCCACGCAAUUUGUCGAGUACGCUAGGCUAUCCGACUUUGCCGACACUCUGAAGGAGCCAUUGAGGAUUGCCAAACCGAACAAGAUCAAACUGAUUAGCAUGGACCUACCGAUGGUGAUCGAUGACAAAAUACACUGCCUGGACAUACUCUUUGCAUUGACCAAGGAAGUCUUGGGGGAAUCUGGAGAAAUGGACGCGCUGAAGGAGUCAAUGGAAGAGAAGUUCAUGGCCGCCAACCCUUCCAAGGUUUCCUAUGAACCCAUCACCACCACGCUUCGAAGGAAGCAAGAGGAGGUUUGUGCAAUCAAAAUUCAACGAGCUUUCCGUCGUCACAUGCUGAAGCGUACUGUCAAGCAUGCAUCUUACCUGUACCGCCAAAGCCUAGCUGACUGCAUCCUACCCGAUGAAGAGCCCCCAGAGAAGGAAGGGUUGGUCGCUGUCAGGCUAAGUCAAAACUAUGGUAAAGGCCAACCUGACCAGGAAUGUCCCCCAACCCUAGCUCAAGAAACACCAACAACUCCGCAAGGUGUGACGGAUAUUCCCCUAGAAUCAGCAGUGACUGCUCUAGAAGGAGAAGUACCUACCGAUGAACCAACAGACUGGUUUCCUGAAUCAAAGGACAUUAGAGAGUCGGUUGUAUAGUUGGGCUAGCAUAGAGUCAAGCUUCUGAGGUAGAGCACAAGGUGCCAAGUGUAUGACACAAGCACCCUCAAGAAUGUCACUUUGUCUCCAGAUUUCUAGCACUGAAAGUUUCCAUGUAGGGAGUGGAUUUGCAACUGGUCUUUGCUGCAAAGUCGGGGAAAACCCUUACUAUUACAAUUCUUGUGCAAGAGCAAACUCCCAUCUUUUACAAAGAAUGUUCCCAGUACCAACAACUCUAAUCCACGCUGUAGCAAAAUGCUUAUUCCAACUCAAAUAUGCAUUUCUCCAGUGUCACGAUUGCUUUGGGUAGAAGAGAGUAACAAUGAUUGUGGCAGAUCAUUAAAGAGUUUUUGAACCAUUUGCUGUCCUUCGGGGGAGUUUGGUUGGCCUUGUUCAGUGAUGGUGUAUAUAUCAGAUAUGCUGCAUUUAAGUAAUACAAGACAAUAUCCAGCAUUGCCUUUCAAAAGUUAUAAGCCAUUUUCAAAAGCCAUUUUCCAAUUUCAUUUCAAUGUUAUUCAACUUAACACACUUUUAAUACUGUGCUUUUACUAUUCUGAUAAACACCACUUAUCUAAAAUCUAUGUAGCAUUAAAUUACCUUUUAUUACAGUACAUAGGUACUUUUUUUGUACAAUGCAUCUUAAAAAGGAAAGUCACCUGCUCAUUUGUUGAAUUGUAAUCUUUUUAAAGUUAAGCUGAUCAAAUACUAUUUUAAAUAUAACUUUUAUAUACUGCAGAGCACCAAAGUGGGAUGGCAUUCGGCGAAUCUGGUAUUUCUCUGGAAUAAAUGCAUAUUUUAACUUUUGGUCCACACCUGUGCACAUUUGCAAACCUGAGUCCCUUCCCUAAAUCUUCUAUCAGUGGGAUACAUUGGUCAAGGUAAAAAAAUCAUGUCCUGCAGCUAACGUCGCAAGAACAAUGCAACAUUUUUCUUCCACAGCCUUUAAACAUUGAUGCAUCAACUCAGUGAUUGUGUUUCAUAAACUUAUAUGUGUUGGUUCAUUAACACUUUGCUUCCAAUCAACGGUUGUUCAGAACCGAACGUACUCACCCUCUGUAACGCACAUUCACAAGCCAAUAGCAUUGUAAAGCCAUGCACCUUUGAGUCUGCAGUGUUAAGAAUUUGGCUGAAACAACGAGACUGGAGAAUGUUAGUUAAGUGCAUAUGGUAAAUUUGACAGGUUUGUGAUCUUACCGCUUUCCUUAACAAUGCUGCUUGAUAUCAGGACCUCUCUGUGAAAUGGACAAGGUUGAGAGAUCAGGCACGGCUCCCUGACUGGUGAAUGCUCAUACUUAUUUAUCACACUGAUGUGAGGCAGUCAGCCCACACACCAACCAUUUACUUUUCUACUUCACGGAAGAGAUAGGAAAAGAGGCUAAUUGCUAAUUCAGGAAUUAUUUGUUAAAAAUUCCUCUGACCUCACAUAAGUCUAAAAAUAUAUUCUUCCCCUUCCCUUCCCUGUGCCCCACCUUGAUGUGCACCCAUUUCUUCUAUCCCUCUUCCCCCGACCCCUUCCUUCCUCUGGCUUUACAAUUCAUGCCUCUUCUCUCCUUCAUCUCCCUAUCAAAUUGUCUUUGAUCUCUGACUCAUGUCCAACCAACAACCAAUCAGAAAUCUCCUUACCUGUAUCCACCUAUCACUUGCCAGGCGUUGCCCUGCGCCCACCACUCUUCCAGCUCUCUGCCCCGAGUGCAGUCUGAACAAGGGUCCAUCCCAAAACACCGCUUAUCCAUGUUCUCCAAAGAUGCUGCCUGAUCCGUUGAGUUAGGCCAGCACAGUUUCUUAAACCAAUAUCUGCACUUCCUUGUGUCGACAAACUAUUUUCCAGAUUAAUUUAAUCUUUCUUUGCAAGUGCUGGGAUUACCUCAGUAUUCAGAAAUACGUCACAUAUUUUCUUGAUGGAAUCUCUUCGAGAAAUUCUUUUUGGUCUAAUUUUGUUCAGUCAUCUUCUGCAAGAACUAAAUGUCUAACAAGUGCAUCCUCAAUUUAUUUGAGCGACAUUAUUGCAUGAGCUGUACAGUCAUGUUGCAUGUAUAGGAAUGAACUGCAGAUGCUGGUUUAAAGUGAAGAUAGACACAAAAUGCUGGAGUAACUCAGCGGGACAGGCAGCAUCUCUGGAGAGGAGGAAUGG
Amblyraja radiata (thorny skate) is the source of this 8149-nucleotide messenger RNA. RefSeq names its product sodium channel protein type 4 subunit alpha-like. Gene Ontology annotation, molecular function: voltage-gated sodium channel activity. NCBI's taxonomy places the organism in Eukaryota, Metazoa, Chordata, Chondrichthyes, Rajiformes, Rajidae. Gene Ontology annotation, biological process: neuronal action potential; sodium ion transmembrane transport; membrane depolarization during action potential. The coding region runs from base 373 to 6018 and encodes 1881 amino acids. The transcript is spliced from 26 exons. The record is from RefSeq and is a predicted model, not a curated record. Gene Ontology annotation, cellular component: voltage-gated sodium channel complex; plasma membrane.